CCGGCGGCAAUGGCGGAAUUCCUACUCGCCCUAAUACUCCUUUUCCCACUCUCCUCUUCAGCUCAGAACACUCCCGCCGGAACUGUACCCCUCGGAGCCUCUCUCACCGCCGACGGCACCUCCGAUCCAUGGCGGUCCCCCAACGGCGAUUUUGCAUUCGGCUUCCGGCAGCUCCCCGAUAACGACGAUCUCUUCAUACUAUCCAUAUGGUUCGAUAAAAUCCCCAAUAAAACCCUAGCCUGGUACGAAAGGACCAGCUUUCCGGUGCCGCGCCGCUCCACCGUCGUUCUCGACGCCGCCAACGGAAUUGUUCUCCGGAACCCUCAGGGGACGGUGCUCUUCCAAUCCAACGCCGUCAACGGCGGCGUCGCCGGCGGAUACAUGAACGACACCGGAAACUUUGUUCUCAGAAGAAGCGACUCUGCGACGGUUUGGGAAAGCUUCGACAAUCCGACGGACACCAUUCUGCCAGGUCAGAUCAUCCCGAUCGGCGGCGACCUGACCUCGCCUGCGACGGCGACCAAUUUCUCGCAAGGACGAUUCUACGCCAGAAUGAUUAGCGACGGGAACUUUGUCCUGAGCGUGAAAUCCUUCCCUUCCGGCACUGAAUUCGAUGAUGAUUAUUACAAUACCCCAACUUCCGACACAAGUCGAUCGAAUUCCGGGGUGCAGGUCGUCUUCUCCGACGAUGCUUCGCUUGCCGUCGUCGGACCGAACGGAACUUCGUUAUUCAAACUUACCUCUAAUUUGAUUCCCUCAGCUGCAGACAAUUACUACAGAGUAACUCUCGAUUUCGACGGAAUUCUGACGCAGUAUUAUCAUCCCCGCAACUUCACCGGCGCUCCGGCGUGGGGAACCGCCGAUUCCUGGCCGGGAAACAUCUGCACCGGAAUCAAGGCGGGAACCGGCAGCGGCGCGUGCGGCUACAACAGCAUAUGCAAAAUGGAGAACCGCCGCCCUGUCUGCCAGUGUCCGCCGCAGUUCUCGUUGGCCGAUCCGACCAACGCCUACGGCGAUUGCUUGCCGAAUUACGAUCAGUUCUGCGUCGCCGGCGAUCGUCAAUCCUCGCCGGAAAACUACGAAAUGUCAAACAUUUCCGACGUUGAUUGGCCAUUCAACGAUUACUUUAGCCUGAAGCCGAGCACCGCCGAUCAGUGCUACAGCCUCUGCCUCAGCGACUGCUUCUGCGGCGCCGCGAUUUUCCGAAGCAAUCAAUGCUGGAAGAAGCGGCUGCCGCUCUCCAACGGCGCCGUCGACACUUCCCUCGGUGCCACCGCCUUUCUCAAGGUAAAAAAAGGCGACAAUCCUAACCGUCCAUCUUCCGACCGGACGAAGACUAAAGACAGAGGAACCUUAAUCCUCGUUGGAUCAAUCCUCCUCGGAAGCUCGGCUUUCAUCAACGUCCUAUUGAUCGCCGCCGUCUUCCUCGGACUCUUCCUUAUCUACAAAAGAAAGUCAAAAACCUCGGUUCGCGCCGCUCCCAGAUCGAAUCUCUAUUGCUUCACUUACAAAGAUCUCUUCGACGCCACAACGGGGUUCGCCAAAGAGGUCGGGAGGGGCGCAUUCGGGAUUGUGUACAAAGGAGAAAUGAUUGUCAACGAUUCUAAAACGAUGGUAGCAGUGAAGAAAUUAAACCAAGCGUCGCACGACUCCGAGAAAGAGUUCAAAACCGAGGUCGACGUAAUCGGCCUAACUCAUCACAAGAAUUUAGUCCAACUCAUUGGAUUUUGCAACGAGGGCCCGAACCGGCUCCUCGUCUACGAGUAUAUGAGCAACGGGGCAUUAUCGAGCUUCCUUUUCGGCGAAUCGAAACCCGGGUGGAUCCAAAGGUCGAACAUCGCGCUAGGCGUUGCCCGGGGGCUAACAUACUUACACGAAGAAUGCGCGACUCAGAUAAUCCACUGCGACAUAAAGCCGCAGAACAUACUCCUUGACGACAACUACAACGCGCGUAUUUCCGACUUCGGAUUAGCGAAACUCCUGAUGAUGGACCAAAGCCGAACGACGACGAACAUCCGGGGCACGAGAGGGUACGUCGCGCCGGAGUGGUAUCGGAACAUUCCGGUGACGGUGAAAGUCGACGUGUACAGCUUCGGGGUGCUGCUGCUCGAGAUUGUGACGUGCCGAAAGAGCGUGUAUCCGAACAUGGAAUUCAGCGACGCAGAGAAUGUGAUAUUAAUCGAUUGGGUUGUCGAUUGCUUCACGGAGAGAGCCAUCGGAACUCUUGUCGGGGACGAGGAGGAGGCGAUGAACGACGGCGGCGGAGAGCGGGUGGAGAGGUUUGUGAUGGUGGCGAUUUGGUGCGUGCAAGAAGAUGCGUCGUUGAGACCGACGAUGAAGGAAGCUUGUCUGAUGCUGGAAGGUGCAAUGGCCGUUGAGGUGCCGCCAUGUCCUUACCCGAUUUUCUCUGCGACUACGUCUGUUGUUUGAGGAAGAUUUUGUUUAAUUAAAUCAAUCAACGGUUGGGAUCAUCGUGGGGAUUAUUGCUAAAAUAAUUUUAUAUGUCGUAUUGUGUUACUGUUAAUACGCAGUAUGUGUUUGUCAACGUUGUUGUCAAGUUCAAUAGUAAUAAAAUAUUAAUGAUGUCA
Messenger RNA from Andrographis paniculata, 2588 nucleotides. RefSeq names its product G-type lectin S-receptor-like serine/threonine-protein kinase LECRK2. The record is from RefSeq and is a predicted model, not a curated record. Lineage: Eukaryota; Viridiplantae; Streptophyta; Magnoliopsida; Lamiales; Acanthaceae. The transcript has a single exon. Gene Ontology annotation, biological process: protein phosphorylation. Gene Ontology annotation, molecular function: ATP binding; protein serine/threonine kinase activity. Bases 10 to 2430 code for a protein of 806 amino acids.